AUGUCUGGCCAGGACGCACGCCUUCCCAUGGUAAUCACACCGCCAAGAAAUGCCCGGAACGUAAAGGAACAGAAGGGCAUCAGGAUUUCCUUGCAUGCUGAAGAGCCCACAUACAGUGAGAAGCCUGGAAGCGAGCCAGAAGAGGUGACGCUGCAGAAAGCCAGCAAACAGAUUGUGCAGAACGCCAUCUUGCGGGCCGUGCGGCAAGUCUCCCAGGAGAGCCGGCAGAGUGGGGACAGAGCCCGUGACAGCCGGGGCAGCCUCCAGCUGGGCGUCGGGGAAUUAACCAAGAAGCACGAAAAGAAGUAA
Molecule: messenger RNA, 309 nt
Organism: Enhydra lutris kenyoni (northern sea otter)
Lineage: Eukaryota; Metazoa; Chordata; Mammalia; Carnivora; Mustelidae
Product: A-kinase anchor inhibitor 1
Exons: 2
Coding region: 1-309 (102 amino acids)
Source: RefSeq, a predicted model, not a curated record